Molecule: messenger RNA, 2184 nt
Organism: Notolabrus celidotus (New Zealand spotty)
Lineage: Eukaryota; Metazoa; Chordata; Actinopteri; Labriformes; Labridae
Product: protocadherin-9-like
Exons: 6
Coding region: 1-831 (276 amino acids)
Source: RefSeq, a predicted model, not a curated record
AUGUUCCAGACCAGAGUUCAAGAUGGCUCACUGAUUUUUUUUUCUUUCUUUUUUUUUUAUCAUGAUGGCAUUAACCUGGGCCAGACACCAGAGAAGUCUUUUAACUCACCGCCCCCCAUUUGUCCUCAUAAGGAUGCCUGUCAACUUAACAAGAUAACCUCCGUGAAUACUCAGCGUCGUGUGACUUUCCAUCUUCCCGAUGGUUCCCAGGAGAGCUGCAGUGACAGCGGGUUGGGUGACCCUGAGCCCAGCAGCACAGCCAGCACCAACCAGCCUCUCCCCCUCAACUUCCCCCAGGAUGAGUAUUAUGAGCAGACAUCACCCAACAGCCGCACUGAGGGAGAUGGAAACUCAGACCCUGAAUCAACCAUCGAGGUGAACCUGCAGAAAGCUCUAGCUGAGGCCUCUGAGACCUGCACCCAGGAGUGUCUGAUUCUGGGCCACUCCGACAGCUGCUGGAUGCCCCCAGCCCUGGCCCAGUUCCAAGGGUCCGGUAGCAACAGCCCUACCACCACCCCAACCACUGCCGCCAUCAGCGCUACACUGCCCUCCUUUGGCUUCCAGCAGAGCUUUGCCCGGGGAGCCAAAGCUAACAUGAUCAGCAUGGGGGUCAUGGAUGGGCGCCAUACGCUGGGCAGAUCUGUGCCCAAAAAAGAUGACCUGGACAAAGGGAUGAUGCGGCCGCAGUUCUACAACACCCUGGAUAGACACUGCAGUAGUAAGAAGGAGGACCCCGUCAAGGUCAUCCCCCUGGCAAGCUUCUCCUCUCCUGGGCAGCAGAUGCAGACCGGUGGAGGCAGCGACUCUUUCUUACACGAGCACCAGUUGUAAGAGUAAAAAGACAGACCUCCAUUCCCCUGAUAAACAUGUGACUCUACACAUAGACAGCUUUUUGUCAUUGACUUAAUGCUCGAUAUGUAUGCGUACGGGUGGAGGUAUGCAUCAUUUGAAUAACUUUGACCAGCUCCGGCUCUGUUUUACUAAUGAAGACAUCUGAGAAUGGAUUCCAACGUGAUGGUGCUGCUCAGACACUAUCAUACAGGAUCAGUCUGACAGCUGAAGAAUUUGAAAGCAAAUGUACAAGUCCGACCAUAGCAGGCCCAUGUAUAAUUAAUAAAGGUAGUUUCUAUACCAAAGUAGUUCCAUUACAAAAAAAAAAAAAGAAAUUUUGCUUCUUUUUGGUGAUGUUUGCUUAGUGAUAUGAAAAGGCAAUGUACGCUUUUCCUUCCUUGGACCCAGCUUUGUGAAACUGUGUCCUAGAAGAGACCAUUUCAACAUGCAGAAAACAUGCAAAUACAGUGCUUUGUGUUGAGUGAGCUAAAAUGGGCUUAAAUGUUAAUUAUGAGCUCUGGGUGGAUGGUGUUUCUGUUCAUGUUCUAGUGAAUUAUUGCCCUAUAUAACACGCAGCACAAACUCCUUUGGUGGUGGAAGAUGUUUCUUUUGUCUUGCCUGAACACAUUUCAGAAGUCUAUUUUGGUCAGGGGGCUGCAGAAGGAUGAGACAAAAAGAGUCUACAAAGCAUAUCUAGGCCAAUGGUAGACAACACCUGUAAUCUCUCAUAUUUUACAUUUUCAUCAUGGACUGGUACACAAAUUACAACAAAAAAACAACACUUUCUCCAACACAUGCACACAAACAGCUAUACCCAAGAAAGAUGAGUUCCAUAUGGUGGUUGCUCCAUCUUUGCCAACUCUAUUAAGAAAUGUUCACUUAGUAUCUCUGUAGCUUAGCCUUGAAAGGCACAGACAGAUGCGCUUUGAAAACAUACCCUUUGUUUCCCUCUUCUUUGUUUCUAUUUCUCACAUUUUGCUGCUCAGGAACACUUUCACGAUAACAGCUAUGGAGCCAAUUAUGAAAUUCUCAGUCUAAUUACUUUGAUGUGUGAUCUCGGUAGUGAUUCUUAUUGGGGUUUGGAUGUCUGGAUUGGUUCUUUUGGCAAGCCAGAAACAUGCUCUGCAUGCAAAAAGGCAAAGAAAAGGUAACUUCCUUAACAGCUCACACACUCCCUCUCUACCCAUUAUACCAUUAAUAACAUAUAUUGUUCUUGUUCUCCGUAUUUACUAUUGUGUGAUUUCAUGCAAACAAGUUUGGUGGCAAAGUUUCUGUUUUCAUUUUUUUUACCGUUGACAUUGAAAUAAAAGCCCAGGGUGCAAUAAUUUCUGCAGGGCACCCAGUCUAACUGAA